AUAAAACAUAGUUGCAUUCUCUUCUUCGUCACAAAAAUCAAUUGUUUCUUAGAUUUCAUUUUCUUCUGGUUGCAGUCUCCUUAUCAUAAAAUGUCUACGACAGCAGCUGCUGUAGCAUGGGAAGCAGGGAAGCCUCUGGUGAUAGAGGAGGUGGAGGUGGACCCACCCCAGGCCAUGGAAGUGAGGAUCAAGAUCAAGUACACUUCCCUUUGCCACACUGAUCUAUAUUUCUGGGAGGCGAAGGGUCAGGUGCCAUUAUUUCCUCGCAUCUUUGGCCAUGAAGCUGCUGGGAUCGUAGAGAGCAUGGGUGAGGGUGUGACCGACCUUCAAGUUGGAGACCAUGUACUCCCUGUAUUCACCGGGGAGUGCAAGGAGUGUGCUCACUGCAAGUCUGAGGAAAGCAAUAUGUGUGAACUCCUCCGAAUAAACACAUAUAGAGGAGUGAUGCUUAAUGACGGGAAAUCCAGGUUCUCAAUUAAUGGGACCCCUAUUAAUCACUUUCUUGGCACAUCGACCUUUAGUGAGUAUACAGUUGUACACUCAGGCUGCCUCACGAAGAUUGAUCCUUCUGCUCCUCUUGACAAAGUUUGCAUCCUCAGUUGUGGCAUUUCAACAGGUUUGGGAGCUGCUUUAAAUGUAGCUAAACCAAAGAAGGGUUCUUCAGUCGCCAUCUUUGGGUUGGGAGCUGUAGGGCUCGCUGCUGCUGAAGGGGCAAGGAUUGCUGGUGCAUCAAGAAUUAUGGGCGUCGACCUGAACCCGAAAAGGUUCGAGGAAGCCAAGAAAUUUGGAGUUACUGAAUUCGUGAACCCUAAAGACCACAAUAAACCAGUGCAAGAGGUGAUUGCAGAAAUGACUAACGGCGGAGUGGACCGUAGCAUAGAGUGCACAGGCCACAUCGAUGCCAUGAUAUCCGCCUUUGAAUGCGUUCAUGAUGGAUGGGGUGUAGCUGUUCUAGUGGGAGUCCCCAACCAAGAUGCAGUUUUCAAAACCAAUCCCAUGAAUGUGUUGAAUGAGAGGACUCUUAAAGGAACUUUCUUUGGUAACUACAAGCCUCGGACUGAUCUCCCAUCUGUUGUCCAUAUGUACAUGAGGAAGGAACUGGAAUUGGACAAGUUCAUUACACAUAGGGUCACUUUCUCCGAGAUAAACAAGGCCUUUGAUUACAUGAUUAAGGGGGAGAGUCUGCGGUGUAUUAUUAGUAUGGAAGAGUAGGUAAGGUGGUUUGAUGGACUACGUUAGUGCAUGCAACCUUUAUAUGAGGUUUGAUGUAUGUGUUAUGUUUUAUAGAGUAGUAUACCAUUUUGGGUGAUACUGCGGUCUUAGGUGGUCGCUCAUCUGGAGGUUUGUUUGGUGUUGUUUGACAGAUGGGUCCAUAUGAAUAAAUGUUGAGUUUGUUGGGUUUCUACGACUUGUGAGGCAUGUUGGGAUGUGUGGAGCUGAAGUGGCAGUCUGAAAAGUGGUUUGACUUAUCUUCA
Molecule: messenger RNA, 1475 nt
Organism: Magnolia sinica
Lineage: Eukaryota; Viridiplantae; Streptophyta; Magnoliopsida; Magnoliales; Magnoliaceae
Product: alcohol dehydrogenase 1-like
Exons: 10
Coding region: 91-1212 (373 amino acids)
Biological process (GO): formaldehyde catabolic process
Cellular component (GO): cytosol
Molecular function (GO): zinc ion binding; S-(hydroxymethyl)glutathione dehydrogenase [NAD(P)+] activity
Source: RefSeq, a predicted model, not a curated record